UCAGUGACAAAAAGUGGCAUCAAAAGACGAACAGUCAACAUUGACACGCACGUGCACGGAGACACAUGUACAGUAAAACAAAAUAUUCGUCAAUUGCAUGCACGCGAAGAUCCUGAACCAAAAACAAAUUGUCAGUGCAACGACAUAAUUGGCCUGAAGUGUGAAUUUAUACACAGGAAGCGGACAACGCCGCUGCUUUUCCUCCCGCCAUAAGUUUGCCAGGGCACAGGUGUUCACGUGCGUGUGUGCAUGUGAUGUGGUCAUGCACACACAUGCCACACACGUACACAUCCUUUUUUUUUGCACCUGUGGAGUCGAGGCGUGCAGAUGUGCUGUGGCGAAUACACGCAGCACGUGUGAGAGGCUGGUACGAGUUGUUACAUCAUCAUCAUCAUCGUCGUCGUUCAAUCCAAUUUUAUUUAUAGAGCGCCAAAGGAAGGAAGUUCAUGUCACAUGAAACACACAAACACAUAUUCCACCCUUCAGUUUUUUUCCCGAUACACUUGGGAACUCCAAACGCGGAGGAAACCCUGUUUCAGACUUCCUCCGACAUGAAGACACACAGUGUAAAAGACGCAAUACACAAUAAUGACCGACAGAGGUCCUCACGUGUUCAAAAAUUGAAAAGCAAAGAAGGGAAGAAGAAAGAAUUAACGCGGAGAGGCCUGUGCGGGAAGAAAAGGGAGGAAAGGAAGGACAGGUUAUCGGGAGGGCCGAUAAAGGAAGGAGGAAGGUAUAGACAGGGAAGAAAUGAGAGUAAAAGAAGGAUUGAAGAAAGGAAAAGGGAAGGGAGCAAAGAAAGACAUGCAAAGAAUGGAUAGCACAAAGUAAAGAAGGAAGAAUUGGAGGGUGGAAAGAGGAAACAAGGAAAAAGAAGCCGAGCUAGCAGAUAGAAUGAGAGGAAGGUGACAGAGGGUAGGAAAGAAGGAACCAAUCAAGGAAGGAAUGGAGGAAAAUAGUAUUGAAGGAAAGGAAGAGAAUCAAAAGUGGGAGGGGGUGAAGAAAGAAAACAGGAAGGGAAGGAAAGCAGGGAUAAAAGAAAGAUGUAAAGAUGGAGUAAAAAAAGGAAGAAAAUGAGGAAGUGUAGAGGGAAGGUUUGCGGUAAGGAAAGGAGCGACCACUAAAGAGAGGACGGGAAUCAAAACAAAGGAGAGGAGUGAAAUGAGGAAGGCUGAAAGGGAGGAUAGCAAGGAGAGAGGAAAGGGGUGGGACGCUAACGCAGGCCUUUGGAUUUAAUCAUCAUCGUCAUCGGCAGCAUCUUCUUCCAUGUUCUUCUCGUUCUUCACAGGAGGUGACAACACAAGCAAAGAGUGGACUGCACUGGAAGGAUUAAAAUAUGGAGGACAAUCUACAAGGUCAAGAUUACACAGAAAAUGUGUCACCACACAAAAAAGAUAAAGAAGAAGACAAAAGUGUGCAGGAUGCUAACAUGGAGGUAGCGCAGCUGCAGGGCCUGGUGGCGGAGCUGCGAGAGGGGCUCCACGAUUGCCUGGUGGAAUUGUGUGGGCUGCACAAGAAGGACCGGCGGCUGGAAGAGAGCCUGCAGGCCCACCAACGCGACAUGGAUGAUAAAAUUAUGGGUCUUAAAAACACGCUCAACACUUUCAAGGAGGAGUUGAGGGUUGCGUUCUUCCACAUCCAGGACGUGUCCAAAAGACAACAGGAGCUGAUCAAGCAGCAAGAACAGUUGCAGCCAGAGACCCCCAUCUCUGUCCCACAUAGCAAGAAGAGCUCCAAGUCCAAUGUGCUGAGCACAUCUGAGGAGGAGCGCCUCUGUGCAGCGGGCCAAUCGGAGCUCAAUAUCAUCCAGCGCUACUUUGGCGAGUCGCCGCACUCGCAGAGUAGUGUCGUGUCCACGCAGACAUCCACUUCGGAGCAGCAGAGACGCUCUUCAUCCAGAAGUCCGGUGUGGGGGGACGGUAGGAACGGGAGAGAGGACACCGAAACACCGGAGAGUCUGAAUGAAAACAGUAUGAGACAGAAGGCCGCCUUGGAGCUGCUGGAGUCAGAGAGGAUCUACGUGUCCUACUUGUCUCUGCUACUGAAGGCCAACAUCUCCUUCAAUGGCUCGGAAGCGCUUGCUGCCAAGGACAAACGUCCGUUUCCCAGCUCGCUGAGGUUCCUGAUCCAGCAACACCUGGACCUGCUGCACACCCUGCAAGACCGCAUCCUCAGGCGGCAGUGGCAAGGCAUCAUGGGAGAUAUCUUCAUGAGGCUCACCAGCAAAGAGAGUGACUUCCUGGACUUGUACGUGUCCUACCUCAAGGAGCUGCCCGACUGCUUGGCCGUGGUCACCAUGCUGGCCUCCAACGCCAUCAAAUCUUCCGCCUUCCUGGAGAGUGACAUCAUAGGCGACGAGUCCAAACCUUCCCUGCACACGCUGCUCCUGCAACCGGUGCAGAGGAUUCCAGAAUACUUGCAGCUGUUGCAGGCCUUGCUGAGGCAGACGGAGGCCUCGCACCCAGACUACUACCUGCUGCUGGUGUGCAUCCAGCAGUUCCGCAGCUUCUGCAGCCAGCAGCAGCACCUCCUCCAGCGCAACCAGGAGCUCCUGAUGCACAACCGCCAGGAGGUCAAAAGGUCGUCCAUGAAGCAGCUUCUGAGGAGCAUGGAAGGCGGCCUUCAAGGAUCUCCUUACCCCCACAACAUCACUUUGCUGGAGCACACGAACCCGGCCAAACACAGCAAGCAGCGUCUCCUGGAGCAGAUCCAGUCCGGCCAUCGCUUCCACGAGCGGGAUCGAGCGCAGGAGCCCGAAGCCAACUGCCGCGAUGCCGAUUGGCCGCCGCCGCAGCUGCACUACUACGGCCACGACUUGGACUUGCGCAAACACAAAGCCGCAGGUCUGGGCAGCAUUCCCGAAACCGAAGCAUCCGAGCGCUCUUCCCAGCAUCAUCCGCCUUCGCGAAUCUCGGCAUUCAGGCAGGUCCAGCCGGGCUCGGCUCUGGCCGACGCCUUGGAGGAGUUCCUUCUCCCGCCGGACCCCCCGGGGCUGGAGUGUCUGUACGAGGAGGAAAGGAGCUCCCUCCACGAAGCGUCCGCGUUAGAUCCCUUCUCCUCGGCCUCGUCCGACUCGUCCAUCGACAUCGCCUUCGUCAAGUGUCCGAAAGCUACCGCGACCCCGUCGCGCCAUGUGCCGACAAACCGGGACGCGUCGGGCAAAGGGUACAACAAACUUCCGAAUCGAGGGUGCGCUUCCCCGAACGAGACUGUGCUGAUGCAUUUCGCUCAACCGCGCCCCCUUCAGGCCAGCCAGCGCAAAAAAAGCAAGUCGCUGAAUGGCCUGCAGAUGGACAGCGCGGCGAUGGACGGCGGCCACGCCAAACUGGAGCGGCAGGGCAGCAGAGGGUGCGCCACACCUCGCAAGAUCCACAACUCGCCGGGGAGCAGGAAGGAUGGCGAAAAGCCGAGCGACGACCUUCACGGGCUGCUUGGUUUGGACCAGGCCACGCAGCCGUGGGGGGCUGAGGAGACCCACCACCACACACCCUUCAGCGAGCGCAGCCGCAAGCAGGACAAGGGAGGCUUUCGGAGCUCCUUCAAGAAACUCUUUAAGAAGAAGGGCGGCGACGACAAGAAGGACAAGGCGGCAGAGAGAGGUCACGAAAAUCAACAAGCAGACAUCAGAGGGACUGCGGUGUGAGCGCGUGUGAAACCGCAUAUGCACCACAAUACGCUUUGAUUAUCCACCGCACCGAAAGAAAGUGCAACAGGUGGAAGAACUACAAUUCACAAAGAGCGAAAAAUUUACACGGCCGCAAAAGUUUUAUAAGUGCAACAAAAUGGCAACGAAGCCUCAAUUCACCUCCACGUGGUUCUUCGAGGAGCUGAGUUUUGAACGGGAAGGCAAAGUUGGCUAACUCAGAAGCAGGUGGACGCUACAGCAAGGCCAAAGUGUGAAGAUUUUUGCAGGGGGUUCACAAAUGUGAAGGCUUUAGCUUCAAUUUAGACAUAUAGUGCUGAUCGAAUUGUAGACACGCAUACGUUUCUAUGUCUGGACUAGCGCUUCUGAAAUUAAUUAGGAUGAAGA
This is a messenger RNA of Hippocampus zosterae (dwarf seahorse), 4030 nucleotides long. It is a transcript of the gene arhgef33, whose product is annotated as Rho guanine nucleotide exchange factor (GEF) 33. The coding region runs from base 1337 to 3643 and encodes 768 amino acids. Gene Ontology annotation, molecular function: guanyl-nucleotide exchange factor activity. The transcript has 19 exons. The record is from RefSeq and is a predicted model, not a curated record. Lineage: Eukaryota; Metazoa; Chordata; Actinopteri; Syngnathiformes; Syngnathidae.